Molecule: messenger RNA, 1221 nt
Organism: Pipistrellus nathusii (Nathusius's pipistrelle)
Lineage: Eukaryota; Metazoa; Chordata; Mammalia; Chiroptera; Vespertilionidae
Source: the annotation of a GenBank genome assembly
AUGGAGGGACCGAAAACCCUGGGACCCUGUGGCCACGCCCACCCCCAGUGCUCCCAGCCCUCGACUUCGAGCAGCCACGGAGGCUGCCUGGAGCCGCCACCCUGCCAGGGGUUUGUGAGGUGGCCCUGCCUGGUGCCUCUCAGCUCCACCCACUCGGUGGAGUCUUCCGGAACCUUCCCAGCCCCGGGGGCAGCGGGCUGCGGGCCCAGCGUAGGCAGUGAAGGACCCGAGGGCUUUAUCGCCAGCGAAGAGGGAGAGAUGCAGAGACAGAGGCCCCGGGACCCGGCGGGGGCGAGGCCAGGACCGAUGGAGGCGGCAGGGCUGGAGUGGGGCUGGCCCCUGCACUCAGGAAGGGAGCAGGGCCCGUCCAGGCAGGGAGGACCCCCCAGCACGGGGCCCAGGCCCUUCCCGUGCCAGCACCUGUCCCCGGGGGCAGGGACCCCAGCCCCACCCAGGCCAGCCUCCCCCCAGCUCCAGAGCGGGCCCGGGGGGCCUGCGGAGCAGUCCUUCCUGCAGCUGGAGCAGGAGAACCAGAAGCUGAAAAGACAGAACCAGGACCUGCGAGAGCAGCUGGGGGCCCUGCUGGGACCAGAGCGGCACUUCCUGUCCCUGUGCCCGGAGCACUCGGGCUGCACGGCCCUGACCUGGCCCCGGGAGCAGGCCGGCGCCCGGCCCCUGGAGGACAGGGCACCGCUGCAGCUGCUGCGGCAGGAGCUGUGCCGGGGCGAGGAGUCCUUCGUGCAGCAGUCCCAGAACGAGCUGCAGCAGAUCCGGCUGUCCUUCGAGAGGAAGAAGAUGGCCAUCACCGAGGUGUGGGAUGGUGUGGCCGAGGUACACAUGGCCCUGAACAACCAGGCCACCGGGCUGCAGAACCUCAAGAAGGACAUCCGGGGCGUGCUAGACCAGAUGGAGGACAUCCAGCUGGAGAUUCUGGGGGACCGCGCCCAGUGCCGCACCCAGGCAAGGAAGGACCUGUGCUUAUCAAAGGUGCUGCCCCAGCUGGGAUGCUCCGAGGGCUUCCGAGGCCAGCUCUGGCUGCUGGCCCUGAGGCUGCUGCUGGGCGCCCUGCUGGCCUGCACCGCCGCCUACGUGUACGUGGUGGACCCCACGCCCUUCGAGGGGCUGGUGCCGCCCCUGCUGAGCCGCGCCGCCGUCUGGAAGCUCCGGGCCCUGCUGAGCCCCUUCCUGCGCCUUGAGGUGGACGACUUCCUGCCCUUCUAG